This is a messenger RNA of Belonocnema kinseyi, 951 nucleotides long. RefSeq names its product proteasome subunit beta type-5 (gene Prosbeta5). Gene Ontology annotation, cellular component: proteasome core complex. The record is from RefSeq and is a predicted model, not a curated record. The transcript has 5 exons. Lineage: Eukaryota; Metazoa; Arthropoda; Insecta; Hymenoptera; Cynipidae. The coding region runs from base 36 to 881 and encodes 281 amino acids. Gene Ontology annotation, molecular function: threonine-type endopeptidase activity.
AAGUCGAAGAGAAACGGCUAGGAAACACGUUAAUCAUGGCGCUCGCUGAAGUUUGUGGUCUCAAUUCUUUCGUGAAUUUUAAAACAACGGAGGAAAAUGAAAAUGUCGAUAGCGAAAUCGACUUUCGUAAUUUUUCUAACAAUCUUCAACUAGCUGUGCCUCCUUAUGCUAACCCAGCAGCACAACUCGCACAAUUUUCUGAUGAUCCUAACACUGUUGGAAAGGGCAUUAAGAUUAAAUUUGAUCAUGGAACCACAACUCUGGGUUUUAUGUACAAAAACGGAAUUAUUCUCGCUGUUGAUUCCCGAGCCACUGGUGGCAACUUCAUUGGAUCUCAGACCAUGAAGAAGAUCGUGGAAAUCAACGAUUAUUUACUAGGAACCUUAGCCGGAGGAGCAGCGGAUUGCGUUUAUUGGGACCGUGUUUUAGCAAAGCAAUGUCGCAUGUACGAACUCAGAAAUAGAGAGCGCAUUUCUAUCGCCGCUGCCAGCAAACUCAUGUCAAACAUGGUCUACAAUUACAAAGGAAUGGGCCUUAGUAUGGGAAUGAUGAUCGCUGGAUGGGACAAACGUGGACCAGCACUCUAUUACGUAGACUCGGAAGGCACCAGAACUCCUGGAAAGGUCUUUAGCGUCGGUUCCGGAUCCUUGUUUGCAUACGGAGUUUUGGACUCGCUCUACGAUUGGAAUUUGGAGGAUAAGGACGCGUACGAGCUUGGAAGACGGGCAAUUUACCAUGCAACUUUCAGGGACGCGGCCUCUGGUGGAAUUGUCAGAGUUUACCACAUGAAAUCGACCGGAUGGGUCCGCAUUUCUGAGGAAGACUGCAAGGAUCUUCACUUCAUGUACGCUGACCAAAAAGCACAGAGCCAGAGUGCAUGAUUUCUUAUUUUAAUCUAUGCUGAGUGAUAAGGUCUUUUGUUUAAUAAAACUAUUUCUAAAUGAUGAUAAA